AUGAGGCCCUCGUCGUGGUUGUUGCUAGUCGCGCUGUCGGCGUCCGGCGACCUCCUGAGGGCGUCCCACGACCACGACGGCGACGACGACGACGUCGGCGGCUUCGAGCCGGAGGGCGGGUUCGGGAUCCGCCACGGCAGGUCCAAGAGCAGGGAGGCGGGCUCUGAGGACGCCUUGUCCGCGGCUCCCGACGACGUCAGGAACCCUAGGAGGUCCCGCGGGAGGCCGGGGAGCUCCGGGUUCGUGGACCAGGAUGAGCAGGAGGAGGUGUUGGGAGACCCGGGGGACCCGCCGUCGACGGAGACCUCGGAGGACCAGGAGGAGGAGGCUGGCGGGGGAGGAGAUGGGGCAGGCGUGGACGUGGUGACGCGCUUCCUGCGCAUCGUGGAGUCGCAGCACCUGCUGGGCGACAACUGCACGGCGGGCACGGACCUGCACCUGGGCGAGGGGGUGGUGGACCGCUACGCGCAGGAGCGCUUCCGCCUGGAGGCCGAGGUGGCCGUCAACCGCGCCAACUGGCUCACGCGCCUCUGGAAGUACGCCGAGCCGCGCGUGCUCGCCUCCGAGUACCUGCUGCACGCGUCGCUCUUCUCCGUCGUCGAGUUCGACGACGACAUCUUCGCGGCGGGCAACUGCUACGACCAGGGCCAGUACAAGGGCCACGGCCUGUUCUGCCCGUACGCGCACCGCCUGCCCGAGGGACCCAUCCUCGCCAAGGACCUGGCCGUGGAGUACAAGUACCUGGGCAACUCGUCCGAGUGGUUCUUCAUCGCGCGCAGGAACGCGGAGAACGUCAUCCGCAACCACAGCCAGUUCAGCCGCGGCUACCACACGUACACGCACAACGACUCGGCGCACACGGAGCGGGUGGCCGACGAGAUACUCAGCGUGAGGUACGAGGACGGCAAGUGGAGCAAGCCCUACUACGACUGCGGCGGCGGCAACAUCUGGAUGCUGACCUACACGGUUCCCUUCUUCGGCUUCCGUGACGGCCAGUACUUCUUCAAGGGCACGAGUGGCAUAGACAUAGACCUGCGGCGGGUGGACAUAGACCAGUGCCCUCUGCCGUCCGACAGCACGCAGCUCAACAUCUUCGCAGCCUCCGACAAGUGCAAGAAGAAGACCACCGAGUGCGUGCCGCUGCCGGGGCUGGGCUUCCGGCGAGGCAGCUACAAGUGCGUGUGUCGCCGCGGCUUCUACUUCCCCAGCCUGCACGCCUCCAAGCGCUACUACAACGGCUCCGUCAUCGAGGAGGAGUACGAGAAGCUCAUGCUGGGCGAGGACAGCCUGUACAGCGCGGCGGGCGCCUACGAGUGCCUGCAGUGCGCCGAGGGCUGCGAGUCGUGCGAGAACGCCAGCCCGUGCGUGGCCUCGCUCAACUGGGUGAUGCGCACGGCGCUGCUGGUGCUGUGCUGCGUCGUCAUCGGCUGCCUGCCCAUCGUCGCCUUCUUCACCUGGAAGUACGGCGGCGUCAAGGUCGUCAGAGCGGCCAGCCCUGUUCUACUGAGGGUGAUCGUGCUGGGGGCCUUCUUCAUCUACUGCACCACGAUCGUCAUGUACCCUCGCCCCAACAUCUACACCUGCACGCUGAGGGUGUGGUUCAGGGAGGUCGGCUUCUCACUCACGUACGGCGCCCUCAUGCUGAAGACCUGGAGGAUCUCGGUGAUCUUCCGGGUGCGCUCGGCCAAGGCGGUGCGCAUCACGGACGCGGACCUGCUGAAGCGGCUGGGGGCGGUGGUGGGGGUGUGCGGGGUGCUGCUGCUGGUGCGCACCCUGGUGGCGCCGCCGCGCGUCGUGGUGGGCCGCACCGCCGACGACCUCAAGGCCUACCUCUGCCGCACGGACUGGUGGGACCACGCCUUCACCACGCUCGAGGUGAUGUUCCUGGUGUGGGGGAUACGGCUGUGCAUCGUGGUGCGCAAGGCCCCGUCCGAGUUCAACGAGAGUCGCUUCAUCUCCAUGGCGAUCUACAACGAGUUCCUGCUCUCCGUCUUCCUGAACGUGUCCAUGUUGUUCCUGCAGUCCCCGGCCAACCCGGACCUGCUGUUCAUCAUCUUCUUCUGCCACACGCAGCUGACGGCGACGCUGCUCCUCUGCCUUAUCUUCGGGAGCAAGGCCUACAUGGUGCUGAAGUGUAUGGCCUACAUGGUGCUGAAGUGUAUGGCCUACAUGGCACUGAAGGGCACGGCCUACAUGGUGCUGAAGAACACGGCCUACAUGGUGCUGAAGGGCACGGCCUACAUGGCGCUGAAGGGCACGGCCAACAUGGUGCUGAAGGGCACGGCCAACAUGGUGCUGAAGGGCACGGCCUACAUGGUGCUGAAGGGCACGGCCUACAUGGUGCUGAAGGGCCAGGGCAAGCAGGAGCCGUGUGUGAGCGCCUCCAAGCCGCAGGCCGCCAAGUUCCUGGCCAGGCCCAAGGGCGCCAACUCGCAGGGCGCGCCCUCCACCAACUCCUCCACCGCGGGCCUCGACUGCCGCCUGGCCGACGGCGACGUCCAGGAGGAGUUCCUGCAGCUGUGCGCGCAGCUGGAAGCGCUGCAGGACAAGGCCGCGAGGAGCGGGUGUCCGGCGCUGCUGGCGCGCCUGAGCGCCGUGCGGGAGGCUCUGGGGUCUCCGCCCCCGGGGGCCUCUCCCCAGGCCUCGCCCCCGCGCGCCGCCGACCCGGGCUCCACGGAGGAGGCGACCGUGUGA
Bacillus rossius redtenbacheri is the source of this 2694-nucleotide messenger RNA. RefSeq lists its product as uncharacterized. Gene Ontology annotation, biological process: G protein-coupled receptor signaling pathway. The transcript has 22 exons. The record is from RefSeq and is a predicted model, not a curated record. Bases 1 to 2694 code for a protein of 897 amino acids. NCBI's taxonomy places the organism in Eukaryota, Metazoa, Arthropoda, Insecta, Phasmatodea, Bacillidae. Gene Ontology annotation, cellular component: membrane. Gene Ontology annotation, molecular function: G protein-coupled receptor activity.